UCCCCUCCUCCCCUCCCCAGUCUCCAUUUGACCCUUCCCUAAUGCUCCUAAUUGCGCUACUGUACUUGGUUUAUUUUGCUUUAUUAUUAUCAUUUUUUUUUAUUUUCGAUUAAUUAUUUUUUUUCCCUCUCCCUCUGCCUCUCCCCUCUGGCUUGUCCAUGACCCUUCCUCUCUCGUUCGCGUUCUUUCGAUCUUCCUCUCUCUCCCCAGCUAUAUUUUUCACAACUUCCUCGCCCCUCGCUUCGUUUCCUCUUCUUUCCCUCUUCCCCGACCCAACCCGUCGGAACCUCUUGGAAAUUCCCUUGAGCUUGCCCUUGCCCGGUUGACUGAACUUUUCCGUUUAGCCCUUCGAUCGACCGACCCGACACUCCGGCUUAGGUUCCUUCCCUCCCCCAAGCCUGAGUCUUCCCCAUUCCCCCCGUCAGCCGAACUCCACCGCGUCACGGGGUUCCAAAGUACAACUCUAUCCUCCGUGAAUCUUCUUUCUCGCUGGCUUGGGUAUUCAAUUUACGGUGAGUGGAUCUACAUUUAUUAUCGUCAUCAUUAUUAGGAUCAAAAGUCGUUCCAAGUGUUCCCACUCCGUCGUUCCCCACUCCGUUACCAUACCAUACCUGGAUACCGGGUACCAAUACGAGACGUACUCCAUACCGGACCAUACAUACCCAGCCAUCCUGGACUGUACCUCCCGUACCUCCUCGUACCUCGAACGGAGUCCAUUUCCCUUUACCCCCCUCCUUCCCUGCCCAACGACUCCUCCAAAACUGCCCGCUGCGAUCUAUCUGAUACCCUUCCUUGCCGUUUUCCUACUUCCCAACUCCUCUCUUCCGUUCCCACUUCUUUGACUGCCUGGUUCUUUGCUUGAUCUCGACUCCAUCCGGGCUUGCUCUAGUUGCUCCACUCAGCUUGAAAGAAAACCUGCGAGCUUACCAACGUCCAAUUUUGCGACGCCGCACACCCACUCGGCUUGAAUUCGCCGAGCUUCGCUACCUACGGCCCUUCAUUAUAACCGUUACUGCCUGCACCGCGCGACGUUACACGCGGCCUUUUUGCAUUCCUUUCUCCAGAUCUUCCCCAGCGCGCGCCGAAACGUCAUCGAGGAAGCUCCCUCGGUCCCGUUGCUUCCUUUCCAUCCGACGCGCAACCCUUCUCUUCUUUCUCUCCCAUUCUUUUUCCAGGUUGCGCCUCGCCAUGUUCCUCUAAGCAGCUCUUUCAGCAUUAAGCUAUAUUGCUUCUAUCCGAACUCCCUUGAUACUCUCCCACUCCCCCUCCUUGUGUACGCGGGUCUAGACUGCCUCCCAUGAACCGCGGACCUCCAGAGGGGCCUCAUGCGCCGCCCGCGCAUGCGGUCUAUGAGCAUGCCUGGGCUCGUCCGCCAUACCCACCCACCUUCGACGGCCACCCAGGCCAUCCCAGCCACGCGCCGGACCGACGGCCUUCGAGUACCCAGGCACCGAUGCCCGGCCACGGAUACCACCCCGUUCCUUUAAACCGAGAGCUCCCCCAGCUUCCACCGGACGGACCUUAUGGACGCCCUAACAGCUUACCGGGGCCCGCGCACCCUCCUUCACAUCCUCCUCCGCACCCGCAAGAUCCGACCCCUCCUCCUCCUCCUCCGCACGGGGGUUACCGACCUGCCAUGAAUGGCGCCCCGCACGAAUCAUCGCCGCAUUCUGCGCCUCCAGAGUAUCGCUCGCGCAUGAGCUUUCAGUCCGAGACCUCUGCGCCGGGCGAGGUGACCCCUACAUCUGGCCCACUGCCCCCUUCAUCGUAUAUGCCACCCGGACCGCCAAUACCCCCCGGCACGCCAGGCCCGUAUGAUCCGAGCUAUUACUCAAAUCCGGCCUAUGGAGCUCGCCAGCGAAAGGCGGCUCGUGCACAGCAAGCUUGCGAUCAAUGUCGAGCGAGAAAGGCAAAGUGCGAUGAGGGACGACCGGCGUGCAGUCAUUGCAAGGAGAACAACUUGAUGUGUGUUUACAAGGAGAUUCCGCCUCAUAAACAGGAGAAGAGUGUGCAGCUGGUCCUGGAUCGGCUUUUGGAAUUGGAGGAUAAAAUGAUGGAGAAAUUCGAGAUCACCAACAAGAUGUGGAAGACGGAGGAGACCUACAAAAAUCAGUUGUUGCAAACCCAGAUGCAUUCAGAACUGCGAUCGCAAACCCAGAUGCUCACAGACAUUUGGUCGGCAGUCGGGGGCAAUGACCCCUCACGAUUGACAUCUUCUCAACCCAUUGCAGCUCUCCCGAUCCCUCCCAUUCCCACCGUCCCCGUGGGUGGCCCACCGCCAGAAACGCUGAUGAAGGUAGAGCCUGCAUUGACCGAAGCACUCGAAGAACCGCACGCUUCGACCUCCUUUUAUUCACAGACCACUAUAGAUGCCGGUCCACAGCCGAUAUUGAAUCCAAGUUUUGAGGAUAGUGCUAAGAAUGACAAUGAAGGAGAGUUGUCGAUCCCCGUGGAGCAUACAACGGCAGCACACAAACUUCUCAUGUGGCCUUCCAUCAAGAGGUUACUCAACGCGGAAUAUGACGAGGAUUAUGUGAUGCGAUUGGAGGAGCAGCGGGGUCUGAUUAGUGUCUACGGCCAGGGUGAGAUCUCAUACACAGCCGACGACACGUUACUACCAACGCCACCCCUGCCGAGCGACGACGGUGGCUACAGCGAAAAGAAAUCAAACCCGGAUGGAACAUCGAAAAUUCUCAGUGCUACCUCAUCUAGAGAUGCCGACGCUGAAAUCGACCGAUUCGGACUGCUCAGGCUAGAUGGAAAGACGGCUCAUCGGUACUUCCAGAGCUACCUGAACCGCAUGCACAAACUGCACCCGUUCCUGUGGCAAGAGGAGCUGGAGAUGAAGGUCGAUGCAUUCAUUAGGUGCUAUUGUCCACGAAGUUCGUCCGACUCAUCGUCGGAGCCGAACUCUUUGUGUCGGGAUAAGAAGCGAAAACGUUCGCACGAGGACGAGGACCUUCCGGGGGUUCGAGGCACGUCUGCAGACCCCAGCUCGGCCUCAUCCCGGCCUCGCGUAGGUCGGAAUAUUGAUAACGCUAUUAUCCUUCUCGUCUUUGCCCUGGGUGCAAUUUGCGAGCACAAGUCACCCCUGCCAGGCCCGAUCAUGGACCAGAAGGUUGAGGACUACCGAGACCAAUACAUUCCUUCCCCUCUUGGACCCGUACCCCAUCGACCACCUCUCCAGCCUGUUAACGGUGCCGCCCAUGCCGCGAAUGGUGUUCUCUCGCCUCCCAACUCUGAAUCCAUCGUGCCUCACAAUUCUGACUAUGCGCCGCACUUCCAACAAAGUCAGACCUACAAUUCUGAACCAGACCCGAAGCAAAACCUUUCCCGGCGAAAUAUCUCCGCUACGUCUGAUGAAUACGGUCAUGUCAAAAAUUUGCAAGUCAUUCCUGGUCUUGCGCUAUAUGGCUAUGCCACGACAAUCCUCGGUCUGCUUCAAGGAGGUGUGGAACUGCAGCAUGUUCAGGCUGGUUUGCUUGCUGGUCUGUAUGCUGGUCAACUAGCACACCCUUUCCAAAGUCAUGGUUGGAUCUGCCAGGCAGCCCGCGCAUGCCAGGUCCUCGUCCGACAAAAACGGUAUGAGCGACUGCCCGAAGGCCGGACCCAGGACUUGUUCAACUUCGCCUACUGGACCUGUCUGCAGCUUGAGAGCGAUCUCCUCGCCGAGCUCGAUAUUCCUGCAAGUGGUAUCUCACGUUCCGAGGGUCGUAUCAACCUGCCCAAGGGCCGCUUUACUAUUGACAUCCCAGACGACCUUGAAGCGCGCAGCACACGUAUGAUGCUGUUCUAUUCGGCCCAGAUCCAUCUCCGCAAAGUACUCAACCGCGUUCAUACCGAUCUCUACAAAGUUGACAAGCAAGGUGAAACUGGUCGGUGGUCUUCUAGCGUGCAAGAGACUCUAAGUAUGAACUUGGAGCUUUGGCGUUCUAGCCUCCCCGAGACCAUGAACUGGAGAGAUGACGAUCCACCCGCUUCCGACAUCAACGCUGCUCGCAUGCGUGCCAAGUACUACGGUGCUCGUUAUAUUAUCCACCGACCCUUACUCUAUCAUGCCCUCCACUGCGGCCAAACUGGUGCCCGCAUUGGCGCCCUGCCCAAGUCCACCGCCGUGGAGUCGCCGACCGGAUCCGCCUCAAAUUCACAAUCCCAGCAUAUGUCACCUUCCAUGACACAUGCCUCUGGUCGUGCUAGUGGCGUACAUAUGCAGCGCAUGCUGAGCGAUGUAGGCUCGGCGCCUAGUGGUCUCUCUUACCCCAACAACUGGACCCCGCCGACCGUCAAUUUGCGUGACCUGCAAUCUAAGCUGCGCCGCGCAUGUAAGGUCUGCGUUGAGUCUGCCAUCUUAAGUACCGAAGCAUUCGAUGGUGUUGAGGACCGACUCAUUGUGACGAAUAUCUUCGGUACAGCCCAUGCUCAAUUCGGUAACAUGCUCGUCCUCUCUGCAACAUACAACUCCAGUCUCUCCGAGCUCGUUGAGCGCUCCACCCUGGAGCGCCUUCUUAAGCGCACCAUUCGCUUCCUCCUGCGUAGCCAGAACAUUUCGCCCACACUGCGUGCCGAUGCUCGCAUCCUCACUGAAAUUUAUACCAAGAUCUUCCAUCGUGCACCUGACCUUACUGAGCCUUCGAAGUAGCUGUCGCUACUGUCCUUCUUUUCUGCAUGACCCGCUCGCCGCUCCGGGUCGCCAGGAGUUGUUCAUGUUUUUUAUUUCUGUCUUCAUCAGACUUGGGUUGGGUUAAUUUUGAAUUCAUUCAGUAUCGGGGUCCGGGAAUAUUUGAAAUGCCCCCAUCCCCGAGGUGUUUAUGUGGUGUGGUCAGCCUCUUUAUCAUUGUUCAUUUUUUCUCUUUUGGAUAUGGCUCCAUUGUUGUUCUUUUUUUUUACACCAACUAGCAUGGCCUAUCUUGGACCUUGUCUUUCAAUUUUUCAUAUUGCUGCCCCUUUCUGUUCUGAGUGUGGCAUAUACGGUCUUCUUUUCUUUUGAUUUUUUUUUCUGCAUGGGUGGUUUUGACACGGCCUAUCAUAUAUCCCAUAUCUCUCUUAUUUCUACUAUACCUUGGUCAUAUCAUGAAUAUAUGUCAUCCUUUUCCCUUUUUUCACCGGGUUGUUUGGACGGCCCGGUGGGGAGGAGGUUCAUCCCGAGGUUUCAAUUGUUUUGGAUUUUGCCUUGUAUUAUGUGAGUAGUUGAGUACAUUGGAUUGAUGAUAUUUGCGUCGAGCUUCGUUCGGGCUGGGUGUAA
This is a messenger RNA of Penicillium brasilianum, 5242 nucleotides long. NCBI's taxonomy places the organism in Eukaryota, Fungi, Ascomycota, Eurotiomycetes, Eurotiales, Aspergillaceae. The record is from the annotation of a GenBank genome assembly.